AACUUUCUUCUGCCGUCAGGCAUUUGUAUUCUGGCCAUACUCUGUUCAGCGCACAGUACAUAUAAAACCAUCAUGAAGGGAAUGCAGAAUCUGCCUGAAGAGACGAGUUAAACUUUUUCAUCAACUCUGGCUAGCUGCAGCAAAUCAGUUGCAAAAUGUCGCACCUGAGCAUUCUGACCUUCAAAUACAAUCUGGCCAAGCUCCGGUUCAAGCCUGACCGGCCAGCCGGAAGGCUGCUGUCCUCCAAGGACCGGCUGCCCUCUGACCUCUCGAUGUACAAGCUUGAGGACGACGAGAUGAGGAAAGUGUUCAAAAAGAUCGCCGGUGAGUCUGGCCGGGUCUCCAGGGGCGAUCUUCAGGCGCUCCUGCAGAGGUUCGAGAAAGCUGACGCUGCGGGAGAGGCGCGGCAGAUGAUCUGUGCUGCCGACACCAACAAGGACGGGUACAUGGACCUGGAGGAGUUCAUGGAGGUCCACAGGAAUGGCGUGCAGCUGGGGGACAUACGCCGGGCCUUCUUCGUGUUCGACAGGGACAGAGAUGGCAGAAUUACUGCAGAGGAGGUGAUGGACGUGCUGCUCAAGCUGGGGGAGAGGUGCAGCAUCGAGGAAUGCCGGAAGAUGGUGAAAGAGAUCGAUAGGAACCAUGAUGGAUUCGUGGACAUGGAUGAUUUCAUGGCCAUGAUGACUCGCCCAAGGAAGAGGGCUUGAGCAUCCGGAUCAUGGACAUGCCUACUUAUUAUAGUACUAUGUAGUAACGUCAAUAAUCUACCAGACUGAAAACAAUGCUGGUUUAGCUCGUCUGGGAUGCUCAUCUCUAAACAUGUUGUGUGUAACAGAACUGGGCAUAUGGUUGUGGCCAUGAUAAAGAAACGUAAUAACAAAGCGCCUCUAUAUUUAAAAACUUAACCAUCAAA
This is a messenger RNA of Lolium perenne, 913 nucleotides long. RefSeq names its product calmodulin-like protein 30. NCBI's taxonomy places the organism in Eukaryota, Viridiplantae, Streptophyta, Magnoliopsida, Poales, Poaceae. Gene Ontology annotation, molecular function: calcium ion binding. The record is from RefSeq and is a predicted model, not a curated record.